CAUUUGUAAACUCAAGCUACGGUCACACUGCUUCAAACGUUUGUUUUCCCUGUUUGUACGAAAGAAAUUACCCAUAUAAAUAAACAUUGGCAAACACACAAUGGCCGAUACGCCCAGAACGCCCAGCACACCUGGCAGUCUAGCCAUGGAAAUGGUGAAGGCACAAAACACAGCACUGGCCGAAUUCAAGAGACCGUUGCCCAGCCACACAGAACGUCGCAAAGUGAAACCUAAAAUUUUGACCGAGGAGCGCUACAUCGAGGAGAUGUCCAAGAUCAUACAACGUGACUUCUUUCCCGAUUUGGAGCGACUGCGUGCCCAAAACGAUUACCUCGACGCGGAGGGGCGUCGCGACUUUCUGCAAAUGGCCGAAAUUCGAGCACGCUACAGCAUGGGACGCUUCCCUGGCACUGGCAGCCGAAGCGGCACAGCUGGCCGCAACAAUGCCAUGUCGCCCGCCACAUUCGAAACGCCUCUGAGCACUGCAAAUGGCGGUGCAACGCCGCGGGCCGAGACACCGCAGUCCAACAGAAGUAACAAGAGCAGCAGAAGUGACGUUGAGGGCGGCAGCCAGGAGGGCAUUGCAAGCCAAAUGUCGCUGGACUCGUUUCUACAGCACUAUACCAGCGAGGACAACCAAAGCUUUCAGGAGAUCAUCGAGACCGCUGAGGCGAAGCUGCGCCAGAAAUAUGCGGUGCUCUACAACCACGAACACUUGUCUGCCGAGCAGCUGCAGCGCGCUUUGAUGUUGCCCAGCAUUGAGAAACAGUUCGAGGAACCCGAUCCGCUGCGCAAGAUUGAGACCUGGAAAUACACGAAUAUGAAUUCAAUCAUGUAUGUGCCCGAUGGCGUGGAACUAACCGAACAGGAGCGUGUCCAACUCGCCGAACGCAAGCAGAGCAUACAGCACAAGGCCACCAGGCUGCCAGCAAUGCAUAUGGGUCACCAGGAUGAGGCAGGCAAUGCCGCAACAGCCGAAGAAGAGAUUGGCGGCGGCACCGCAACGCCACGUAUACGUGGCUUUGAUUUGCUGCGUUCCCCAUCGCCGCGACCCGGCGAAGCCUUCUCGCCCAUCAUGACGUGGGGAGAAAUCGAUGGCACACCAUUUCGCCUGGAUGGCGGCGAUACACCGCUGCGCAGCACUACGGCCGGACCCUCGUUUCGCAUUAACGAGAAUUCGCGACGCGAGAACAUUGCCAUUGCGCUGGCCGAGAAGGUGAGCGAGAAGAUGCGCAAUCAGAAGCAACAGGCGUUGAAUACGGCACGCCGCAACAUUGGAUCACCAUUUGUGCGCUCCAACAUGGAGCGUUUGGCCAGCAUGUCGCCGGCAGCACGUCGCCUGGCCUCCGGCAAGAUAGGCAUGCGCAAUCAUACGCCGUUCCUAACGCCAUCGCCCGCUACUACAAAAAACAAACUGAAGAUUACACCGAAAGUGGUGCGUUCAUCAAAUGUGAUUAACAGUGACAGCAGGCAGCAGCAGCAGACACCAAUCUCGUCCAGCAGCCGAAGCAGCAGUCGUCAGGCAACGCCCAUUGACACGGGCUCUACGCUCACCGAUGAUCUGCUCAAGAUUCCCACAAAGCGACGCAGCGCCGCCGCCGACUUCUUUUGAGAUACAUUCUAGUUGCAAUUGUUGCUAAUGUAGAUUUGAUUUGAAGAUGAAGUGAACAACAGUUGGCCUAGAAAUUCAUGGUAGGAAUGGAGUCAAAUAUUUUGUUAUUCUUCGUAAAUUAAAUAAGAAUAAUUUGUAUGCAUAUUUAGAAAGUUUAUGCAAGAAAUGAGGAUCCCUCAGGUAUUUUUUUAUGCUAAAGAAAUGUAAUAAAUACAGCAGGAAUAUUGCGUACAAAUAAUUAUUAAUUUUCCAUUUGUUUUGCACUUUAAUUAGAAUUAUUUGUAUUUAAACAUGUGGAAAAUGCAACUAAGUUUAAUAAUGCAACGUUUUUGCAGAUUUCAGUGAAGGUAUUCUACGAAAAAUAUUGAAAUGAAAAGUUGUCGUGAUUCAACUGAAUAUUUAUAAUUUAAAAGCAAAUUGAAUUGCAUCACAAUAAGUAUGUUUUUUUUUUUUUUUAAAUAUUUUAAGCUACUUAUAUUCUCAUUUAACUUUUGAAGAAUUCCGCAACAACAUAUCCUAAGUGAUCCAGUUCGAUAUAUAGUUUAUUUAACAUUAGUUUGGAAUACAUAGCAAGUCCACAACCCAUAUUCAAAGUAUCUGAUCUGUUUAAUCCAUAUUACUCAUUAUCCCAGUAGUCAACAUGAUCGCCAGACUGGAAUUUCUGGGCCCGCAGCACAUCGAUUAGCUUCUGCGCCGUCUGCUCUGCUUUCAACAUUGUCUGCGUAUCGCGUUGCUUCUUAUAUGUGGCCGUCACGUUGGCAUCGUGGGAUUCGUGCUGCAGCUGCAGCGUCAUCUGGGUAUCGA
Drosophila sulfurigaster albostrigata is the source of this 2416-nucleotide messenger RNA. RefSeq names its product splicing factor ESS-2 homolog (gene Es2). The transcript is spliced from 2 exons. Gene Ontology annotation, cellular component: catalytic step 2 spliceosome. The record is from RefSeq and is a predicted model, not a curated record. The coding region runs from base 101 to 1612 and encodes 503 amino acids. Lineage: Eukaryota; Metazoa; Arthropoda; Insecta; Diptera; Drosophilidae.